AUGAACUCAACGGAGGAUUUCGGAUGCGAUGGGUUGUCACUCAGUUUGCCAGCAAAUGGCAAAAUAGGUUUGUAAAGCAUUUUUUCUCUAUUUUACAGCAAAAAUGAAAGUGGAAUUUUUUUCUGAUUACAAUCGAUCCAGUGGAAGUUUGAAACAUUGUUGAUUGAGAUUAUUUCAGUUCUUAUUGUCGCCUACGGUUUCGUUGGCGCCUUGAGCCUUAUUGGAAAUCUAGCCGUCCUUCUUAUUGUGGCUUGCCGGAAAGAAAUGCAAACAGUCACCAACAUCUUCAUCAGCAGCGUUUCCGCAGCUGACCUGGUCAGUUUGAGUUGAACUUAUGUAUUUUCGAGCUUUAAUAAUUCAAAUUUGGUCUGAAUGAAGAGAACGCUGAGAAUCAACUGUCGGAAAAUUCGAUUUUCUGAGAAGCUUUGGAAAUCAUUAAAAAAUUAAUUCGUAUCCUUUUGACAUCUGCUCACAAAAAAUGAGGAGUUAAAUAAUUUUAAGGUUUUAAACUUAAGUUUAUUUUUCUUAGUCACGGUUAGCUGGUUAGCUCACGGUCAAAAAAAGAUUGUCGGAUUUACAAGGAAAAACAUCGUCUGGUUGCUAAAAAUUGCAGACGCCCCAACACCAUUGUGAAUGAGAUAUAUAUUUAGAGUAUCAGUUUUCACAAACUGCUGAAGCACGGACUGAAGUUAUUUUUUCUGGAACAGUAUCGAAGAAACCGAAAAUUUUGACAAUUAAAAACGCGGAUCCAGUUCAUAGCUAUAUGAAUAUUUUAUAUUUUACCAAUUUUUUUGUUGAAAAAUAUUUCAUUUUAAUUACAGGUCAUCACAAGCUUUUCUUUAUGGGCAACUCCAUUGGCCUAUUACCAAAGGGUUUGGUCGUUUGGUUACGCUAUGUGUUACGUCACAAACAUCGUUCAAGUGAGUCUUUGAACUACAAUCUCAAAAGAAUUUUCGGUUAUAUAUUUUUCUCGAAAAAUCAAAACUCUCAUAGGACUGUUCGUUUUAGGGAGCGUCACUCAUGUGGGUUCCGCUGACUUUGGCUGCUGUCGCGCUGGAUCGUUACAUUUUGGUUGCUUCGCCUUUCCGCAGACCUAUGAGCACAAGGUUAGGGGAGAAAUUGAUCAUGAGGAAGCUUGACUACAUUUCAACUUCCGCGAGAAACUGCGACAGCACAUAAGUUUUUGACAUAUUAAGGAUGUUGUCAUCCGAUGACUCCACUAAUUUCCUUGUGAUUUUGUUUUCAUCCAUAGAGUUUCAGGACAUGUCUCACGAUUAUUGUCUGCAUUUGGGUUGGCGCUUUUGCUGUGCUAACACCAAUGAUAUCGCAUGUCAAUUACGUCGAUUCUUACAUGUGCAAGGUAUAUUCGUUCCCAUACAACGAAAUAGAACAAAGUUUGCAGUUUUGUGUGGAGCACUGGGAACCCGAACAAAGUCACCAAAGAUUGGCUUAUGGUCUUUUUGUCCUUCUCAUUCGUUCUGCACUUCCUCUUCUGCUUAUCUCAUUUUGUCAUUGGCGGAUCGCGGCUAUUCUCAACGUUCAAACAAGGAAGUUUGCCGCGCUUCGAAAUUCGAGGUUGACAAAUGCAGUUAACUCGUUGCAAUCAAGUUUUUUAGUGUCCAAACCCAAACGAAUGAUAUAAAACGGAAGCAGCGGCUGCAGACGCUUCUGCUCGCAAUGGUUGUCAUUUUUGCCGUAUCCAGUUUGCCGAUUGAUCUUUACAAUGUUCUGCAAGAUGUCAUGAUUGUCUACGAGGUAUCGAAUGAGCCGCUACAUGUGUUUUUAUGGAAGGAAUUGGUUCAAAGAAAAAGAACUAUUCUCUUAAAAUCAAGUUCAGCACAUAGAAUGCACUUUCUUCAUAAUAAAGAUUUUUUUUAGAGAAAAAGUUUUUGAAAAAAAGUGCACUUUUAAUUGUGAUAACAUGCCAAGUUUUUUUGCGGAUGAGAAUAACAAUUUUUGAAAUUGUAGGCUCAAAAACAUUUUCAGACAACAAAAACUGUCUGCUGGAUUUCUCAAGAUGAAAAUCUCGUCAUAAAUUCGCAAUCGAUGCAUGAAAAAUUCCAAGCUACUGUUUUUUUUCCAAUUGUUGGUGAAACAAAAAAUUCGAAAAUCUCAUUGGGAAAAAAAGAAACUAAAUUUCUUUCCGAUUAAUUUUUUUCUCAUCACUUUUAUUUGAACGAAUUGUCACCCAAUUUUUUAAUUAAAACAUCAAAUCUUCCGAUAAACGUCCGAUAACUUAUUUUCAUACAGUUUUGAGAUGCAACGUCUCAAAAUUAUCGAGGCAUCUAAUGGAAAAAAAUCUUUUGUACAAUAACCAUCGUUGGUUCUAUAGGAAGACACGAUCCCGAGAACUUUACGUGACUUCAUAUUUUUCUUCUCUCAUUGGCUCGCAAUGGCUGGUACCUUAUUGAAUCCUCUGGUGUAUGCUUGGUGGAACGAGAACUUCAGAAGACAAAUUCAAGUGAAUAUUGCCUACUUGACUGAAUUUCAUCAACUCAACUUCAGAGUUGUGUUUCCGAAAUGCGAGGUCAAGGAAAAUUCAAAAGAGGACUUUAUACAAUCGUAUCCGGACGGCAGUCCUGCAAGUGAGUCGGCUUCUCGAAAUCAGGAAAACCAGACGGUUACAGAAUGGAUGAACCGCAGAGGGAAGAGCUGAUGGAAGGACAACAAAGAGUCACUCGAGUCGAGUACGGACCCACGUUGCUCAUUGAGGAUCCUGUUCAACAAGUCUAG
Messenger RNA from Caenorhabditis auriculariae, 2733 nucleotides. NCBI's taxonomy places the organism in Eukaryota, Metazoa, Nematoda, Chromadorea, Rhabditida, Rhabditidae. The record is from the annotation of a GenBank genome assembly.